This is a messenger RNA of Porites evermanni, 5882 nucleotides long. Lineage: Eukaryota; Metazoa; Cnidaria; Anthozoa; Scleractinia; Poritidae. The record is from the annotation of a GenBank genome assembly.
GCAUUAGAACACCAACAUGGCGACGAUAGCAGUUUUCAGGGCAGAAACAACGGCGUCUGUAGCCUCAAGCUUUGAACAGCUUCACCCAAAAGCGAAACAAAAGCAGAAAGAUAAGGCCAAAGAAACUUCUGAUCCGCUUAAAGUCUUGGAUCCUGCGAGGAAAAAGCUCACAUCGGUGGAAGCACAACGAGUAAUAGCUGUGGUCGAUGAUUCUAUCAAAAGAUUGGAAUUAGUUUCGCUGCUUCCUUACAUCAUUGAAAACUUGAACCGGUUCUCUGUUAUCCUUGGAUCUGACCUAGUUCAAGUCCUAGAAGAGCAUGAUCGACUACAAUCCUCCUAUCAGAGAGCGAUUUCCAAGUUUACUCUUGAUCAAAGACGUAGCCAGUCUGCCUCUCCUACUCCAUCACACGUUUCAUCACGGAGAUCAAGCGAAGCCUCGCAAGCUACUUUGGAAAAUGAAGACGUCCUUGCUCUUCGGGAAAGUAGGCAAAGUUCUGCUGGGAGCAAACAAUCGACGUCCUUAAAACAAGGUCGUUUAAGCCCUUUAGAACAAGCAGGCAAUCAAGACGAAACUUUGGAUCUGAAGAUGGUCCAAGCUCUAAGCGCACAGAUAAAACAUUCUGUCAGGACAAUCAUGAGAUUGUUUGCUUCUAAUCCAGCCGCUGUGAAUUCACUGAAAGACUUGAGGAACGAAAGGUCGAUGGAAGUUAAUGGGAUGAUCGAUGAAAUAACCACAUUGAGAGCGAUUUUGUUCGAGAAACUCUUGACAACACCAAGCGAGGAAAAGGAGAGAAAACAGUAUUUAAAGCAGAUUGUUGCUAGGGAAAUGAAAUCCAGCGAAAGUGGGCGCAAACUUCAAGAGGAGCUGAAAAGAGCCAUAGAUGACAAAGAAAAUGAGGUAAAAUGUUGGCGUUCAUUUACUUCCCUCAAGUGUUGGCAUCCCCAUAAAACAGGCCCAGGGUCAGGUGGGUAGAGGUUUCCUGAGGGGGCCUUCAAAUCCACACCCUGUUUUAGACCCUGUUAGGACAAGGGGCCUUAUUUCAUUAGACUGCUUGCAGUCUGCCUUUUCUCUAAAAAUCCAUCCAGUUCUUAUUUCACCCAGCAUGAUAAUUUGCAAAAAACGACAUUACAAUAAGGGAUUAGGAUGCAACGAGAAAGGACAGACUGCAGACUCUUUUGUAGUAAACAUACCCCCCUUCAUUCCAGAAAUGGAGUAGCUGAUUGGUCAAUUGUACAGCUGUCAAUGGUCUUUGGUAGGAGAUAGCUGGCGAUAAAAAAUAGUCACACAUCACAACUAACUUAUUACGAACAAUAAUGAACCAAGCAGUUAUCGCAUAUAAGCUAAAAGGUAUGAGGAUAUCUUCCUUAAGAAAAACAGAAGGAAACUGCUCUAAAUUUUCUAAAUGGAAGGAAAGUCAUAGCCUGCAAAAACUGCCAUUUCUCCUUGCUCUUCGCCACUGGGGACAUUUUACACAGAGGAACGUCUGCUAUUCAGCGACAGAAAUUCCAAACUGAUGAUGUAAAUCAAUGUUUACAUAAUAUAUCCGGUAGUCCUGGGGUUCCACAUCCAAAUUUGUUCAAUUUUACGUUUCUCCUGGUUGAUUUUACUAAAGUGUUGCGUUCAUCUGCAAACAAGUCCCAGAAAAACUCAACUGCUUCUUCUAGAGAAGAAUAUAUUCCACCAAUUUUGACUGUUUUGUGAGAGAUUCAUCGCAUUUACAUUUUACCUUUGUAGCCUUUUGUCUUCUGUCUGUCAUUCGCAAACAGUAGCUAAAACAAUGUAACUACUCAGUCGACUAAUCAGCGCUUCUGACCGGAUUCCCGACAGAUUUUACACCAUCAGUAUUGAAAUUCUGCCACUGAGUCGCAGAUGUUAUUCUGCGCUAUUUGUCCUCAGCAGCAAAGAGCGAGGAGAAAAAGCUGUUUUCGUAGGCUAGGAAGGUCAUGGCUAUCUUAUAGGAUUUAAAAAAAGUGUAAUUUGGCUCAGAUUACUCAGGUUUAAUUGGUUGAUAAAAUUACCUUCACUGACUGUUUUGUUGUCCCCAGACAGAGCAAAAGAGUCAUCAGUCUCUUAUUUUUUCUUCUCGGGCUUAUGCCCUCCUUCGUUACGGCUCACAGCUUCACUGCUCGCUGCUCGCCUGCAUGGGUUAGGUGUGGAGAGUAACUUUGCAACGAAAAAUAAGAGACUGCUCACAGUCAAUUAUUUCAUAACCCUGAUUUAUUUUCUUUUCCAUACAAAAUUAUCCAAUUCGCCUCGUGGAUUGCCCACUUAAUUUCUAAAGUGUUUCAUUUGUAGAUUUCCAAAAGAAAUGACAUCAUUCGCAGACUAAAGAAUGACAUAUAUGUUGUUGAGAAGAAUGCAGAGGAGCAAAGUCGCAGAAUCAUCACAGAUGCUGCCAAACAGGACGCAGCAGAAAUGAAAAACUCAGAUAGCAAGAAAUCUAAACUUCAACAGGAAAUUAUUGAACUGAAAAAGAAACUCGAGGGAGACACAGUAGGUCACAGGGAAAGUGAACUGGCCUUGAGAAAAGUAGGUGUUUAGUUACAUUUGUAGUUAACCCCAAUAUCAACAUUUAUAUUCUCCUCAUGGUUCUUCAUACAUUUCUUUUGAUACUGCUUGAGACAAUUUGCUCAAAUAUCAAGCAUUCUCAUCAUCUGUAUGUUUUAUCACGCAUUGUUAUUAUUUAGAGAAACUGGAUGCUAGUUGCAGUAUAUUGAGGCUGAAAGGGUAAACUAAGUGUUUAAACAAUUAACUUUAAAAUGCAAUGUACUUUAUCAACCUCCAAUAGGUCUAAUGACUUAUUUUCAAGCCCAUUUGAAAGGGGAAUGCUUAGUAGAGGAAAGCUGGUAGGUUAAGUAUUCUUGUUAGGGAGCUUUUAAGCGUAAAAGCAACCAAGACAACGACGACAGCAAAAUCAUCAAAAAUAAAUUGGUUUUAUGAGCAAAACAACCGCUCUGCAAGAGCAUCACGCUUUUUAGUACAUUUCCUUGACGUCCACAGCACGAGACAGUACGACCUCAAACCUCCAAAUACGAAGUUUUAGGGAGGACGUGAACGUAGGAAGAAGAAUUUGCCUUUCUCUUUUUGAAACCGGAUAAAAUCUUCAAGAAUUCAACACCAGGAGAAAAUCGCCUAGACAAAUUGAAAUGGUCAACAUAGACGCGAUAAAGUUUGAAAAAAAAACGCAAAUUCAUUUUUUAGGGAUUUUUUCACUGCCGUCGUUGUCAUCGUUACUCAAGCUCUCUCUUCAUAUUUGGCGGACUAGGAAAAGGAUUAGAAGACUUCAUGACAUGUAAUGGUUAUUCGAAGUGCCCUACUACAAACGUUUGCAGGGCUUUGAAAAGUCCUUGAAGAAACUCUGGCUCUGAAGUCCUUGAAACUCAUAACAAAUUACAAAUCGCUUUCAAAGGUCCUUGAAUUUUUCUCAACAGUCUGAUAAACCUCUUUGAAAAUAAGACAUCAGAACAGCCUUUAAUAGGAAACGGAUUACACUCAUAGAUGUGCAAUGGUUUCCCAGUGUGGGUGAAUUAAUGCAAAUACGUUUUAGGAUCGCAAUCUGAACAUUUUCCCAGAUUUUCUAUCGGAAGGUUUUCUUUCUUUUUUUAUUUUGCAUUCUAAAUAAAAAUGACUAGCUUGGUGCCUUUUUGCUGCACUGAAUCUCAUCAUCAUUCAUCCAAUUUUUUAUUAUAGCGCAAGUACAGGAUAGAAACAGAAGUUGAGAACUGGAUUCAGAAAUAUGACACAGAUAUGGGAGAAAGACAGGUACCUUACUCUCACAAAACAUAACCGCCCGUGCGGAUCCACGUCCCGUGAACCGCUUGUGACGUCAUCAGUUCAGUCGGUUUCUCAAACCAUUCUCAAAUCAGCACGAUUCAGUCAAGGAGGACCGAGAAAAAGGCAAAAAAAACUGUUUCGUUGAACCGAAAAUCCCCAUGAAAAUCUUGUUCCACUAUCCACUUACCCUUUCCUUCCGUCUUAUCCUGGGAUCCAACCUAAGAGCUUUUCCAAAAACUUUUCCCAGUGGAAUGAACAUGUAGCCUACUAAAUACCCAGCAAAAGGGGAAAAACGAGGCAAGAAAAGCGCGUAAGCGCGUAGCAUGGCGGUUUUGGUCGGGCCGUCGGGCGUACAAACGAGCCAAGGAGGGCCAGGGCUUGCAAAACAACAACUUUGCACGUGCAUCACGCUUUUUUGUACAUUUCUUUGCCGUUCCUGUACGACUACGACGUGAAAUGACCAAAUUUUAAGUUUUUUGAGGACGAGAACGGCUAACCGAUAAAUUUACCAUUUCUGUCUGAACUUGGGCGCGGUCCCCUCUCUUCAUCUCCAACCCUAAAUUCCCUUUUUUAAGUAACUGGGCGACUUGGGAUAAUCGCGAAAAAAAGUGACAGGAUGCGAAGCCUAUUUUUCAGGGACGUUUUCACGGAGGUCGCCGUUGUCGGAUCGUAAGGUCCCUUCCGGUGAACUUACGCAAAAGGACGGCAGAUGAAAGAAGACGGCAGACCUUGUGUGACAAGCGUGACAAAACUUUUGUUGGAAACAACUUUUCGCCAAAUUUCAUUUUCCUUUAAACAGAUCUAUUUGUAAAGAACCAGAGAAUAUUGUCCUCUUCUUCAAGCCUUCCUGUUGCGUAAAGUCACUUUUAAGUCCCAAUGGUUCCAGUAAACGAACCAUUAACUGGGAGCUGCACUGUUUGCGUUGUUUGCAGGAUGAAUUCGACGCCCUAGACGCCAUUUACACCGAAGAAAAGAGACAACUUAGUGAACUAGAAGAGCGAUUCAAGACGCUGGAAAAGGAAUAUUUAGAGAUCAUGGAGGCAAGAAGGAUAGCUAAAGAGAAAGCAGAGGCAGCCGAGAGAGAACUGAAUCUUAAAAUACGUGCUGCGAGGUUGAUUCAGUCGCUUUGGCGGGCGCAUAAGGCCAGAAAAGCGCUCAAGAAUAAAAAGAAAAAGGGAAAAGGAAAGAAGGGAAAGAAAAGUGGUGGAAAGAAGAAAAAGAGGUAGUUUGGAUUUUGUUGCAACGGUGAUGCGCCUUGAUUGGAAGCUGUGCGCAACAAUCCAAGCGAUAAUCAAUCAAAGGUGGCAACAAAAAUGCCCCCGCCUUCAGCUCCUGAAAAGAAUAUAUCCCGUAAACUUUUUCAUUCUGACAAUCGCUUUAGCUGUCAUUUCGCCCACGCGUCGGUUCGCAAACGUCCCGUUCAGUACUGUCUAAAGUCGUUUCGAUUACGAAACAAAACAGGCGCUACUCAUAUAUAUAUAUAUAUAUAUAUCUCCUUCUUUCAGCCCUGACACUAAAAUGUCUGAUACACAUGUGUAUACUUUGUUCUUUAAUCCUUUGAUCAGGCGAAAGAAGCUAGCGAACUGACCAAACUCGAUGGCGAACAGGACGUUGGCGAAACGACUCGUAGGAGAAUUGAUCUUUAAUCGAAAUUUUUCUUUCGGAUGGUGUUGUACUAGGUUACGUCUCGUGUUUUUAUCUCGCAAUGGCGCAACAAAACCGUAAGACAAGUUACAGGAACAACUAGCCUGUCCAUAGACUUCUUUUUUUCGACCAUUCGACAGCGCGCGCGAGCGAGCGCGGAGGGCAAGAAAAAAAGGAAGGAAGGAACUUUCCCCCAAACCCCUUGUCGUUUCGAUGAAUAAAUCCCUCGCAGUUUUUAUUUUCAUACGCGCGCUCGACGAUCUCUGAAGAGAAAAUAGAGAGUCUGUGAACAGGCUAAAGAAAAACUGCCUGUUAUAACGGUACGAAUUAGAUUACCGUGUCCGCAACUUUUUUAUCAGGGAAAAAUUAGUACAAGAUACAUGACGGUUGUACAGAAAUAUAUUAAUGUACUACAAUUAGUUAUAGCAGUGUUACAAUGCUAUCUUACACCUUACCUCUCUAU